This is a messenger RNA of Effrenium voratum, 7155 nucleotides long. NCBI's taxonomy places the organism in Eukaryota, Dinophyceae, Suessiales, Symbiodiniaceae. The record is from the annotation of a GenBank genome assembly.
AUGUUUGCACAACUGGCCAAGGACUUCCUUCCGGUGCUGGCGAUCACCGGGAGCUGUGCAAACUCAGGCGCCUUUGCCAGCACUUUGGCGGAGAAGGUGAGCCAGGAGUUUGGACUGGCGGUGAUCAAGCCAUCCGAGGUGCUCAAGGAAUGCAUCGCCCUCACAGAGAAGCCGGAGGACCCGGAGUGGCCGCCCCUGGCACGGCUGCGGCAGCUGGGGAAGGAGCUCGCCGGCGAAGCUCCGGCGCCGCAGCAGCUGGCGGAGAUGCUCUUCCGGAAGAUCGAGGCGCGCGAGGUGACAUCCUGGCGGCCCGCUGGUGCAGCUCUUCGAGCCGCAGUGCUGUUGCGCCUCUACAGCAACCUCUUCAUCGAGGACCCAGGGAGCGGCGAUGGCGCCAAUCCCCAGCAGGCUGAGCUCUUCGAGGAGUACGUGGAGCGCGCAUGGGAUCUCUGGCACGGUCGAGAUGGCCAAGAUUCGCUCCAGAUGAGCACGGUCCAUCUCCGAGGUGGUCUCUCCGGCCAUGCCUAUGAGGCCGUGAGGAAGCUGGAGCGCGCGAGGCUCAAGACCAAGGACAAAGAUGGAAAACCCCUGGAGGAGGGCAUGGAGCUGUUCCUCACCACGCUCAAGGAAGCCAUCGCAGCCGAAGUUCCGGUGAAGGCCAACGAGUUGUUCCUGAUGGCCUUCUACAGCCCGCAUGUUUGGAGGCGACCUCACGAAAGCAUGCAGCAGUACAUCAUCAGGCGCGAGCAGGACUUCAAGCGGCUGGAGGACCACGCCCCAGGCACCCAGGUUUCCGACAACCUCAGAUCCAUGAUGCUCCUCAUCUUCGGAGGUCUGGAUCACCGAGAGCAGCUGUCCGUUUUGAGCUCCGUGAACAAUGAGUACGACUGCAAGAAGAUCGCCCACGCGAUGCGCAUCCAGUUCCCCAGCAUUGCCGGCAAGCCAGUCCAUAGGCGUGACUAUCUUGGUGCUGGUCGGCAAGCCCCUGCAGCUCAUGGUCACCAGGCACCACGCUUUCGGUGGAAGCCGACCCGAGGCAAGCAGGUGCUCUCCGUCACUGAGGAGCCGGAUGAAGACUUCGAGAACAUCGACGAGGGCGAUGAGGCGUACUACGAGGACCCCCAGGACACCUUCGAGGUCACGGAUCAGGACUACUCCUACUCCGAGGACGAAGGCCUGGACACCUUGAUGGCGGAGAUGUUCCCCGACAACGACUUCGAGGACGCAGAUGCCGCCGAGGUCCUCGCCACCAUUGCCCAGAUGCGGAAGAAGGGAAAAGGCAAAAGCAAAGGCCGCAGUAAAGGCAGCGGCAAGUCGACUUCAUCGCCUACGGGACCAUCCGGGAUUCCCUUCAGGGCAUCUGGUGAGAUGACCUUCGAUCAGAAGGCAAAGGAACAACGGCGGUCUGCCGUGAAGUUUUUCAAGACGAUCACCCCAUGCACCUCAUGCGGCCAGAAGGGUCACUGGCAGGGUGAUCAGGAGUGCCCUAACGCCAAGAAGGGCAAAGGCAGCGCCAAGAGAGCUGCCGUCAAGCCGCCAGGCAGGAAGCCACCUCAGAUCUUCGUGCUGCACGAGAUGGAUGACUACGGUGGCCUCUGCGAGCACAGCAUCUGUGCCGGCGGGCUUGAGAAGAAGUUCCACCGUGGGGCGAAUGGUCACGCGCGGUACAUCACCUGCAAGGAGUCCGAAUGCAACCGCAACGUGUUGAACGUCAAUCGCCGUGAACCUGCACAGCUCUGGAGGUACCUCGUCACUAUCGCCAUGGGCACCAAGUGGGGUACCAACGCCAGGUCCAGAGAGCAGUUCAACCGCAUGACCAACGUCAAGCUCCUCGCCUUGGAGGACAAGUCCCCGGAGAAGCAGAAGCAUAGCCCUUAUCCAGCAGCACCAAGCACUCCAACUACAAAGUGCUCACCAUCCGGUCGCCCCGGAUCACCGGAGUGGGAGUACAUCGACACAGGAAGCGAACCUUCCUCAGCAAAGCCUCCCCCCGCGCCAAGGAUGGCCCGCAUCAUGCGACCCACGGGCCAACAGUGCUGGCUCUACGGGGUUCACCUGGUUCCUGGUAGCCUGCCUCCGGACUUCCCGCUCCUGUCGCCCGAAGACAUGGAUGUACUUCAACCUCUUCCGGGAGACGCUACCCACAUUGUCGGCGGUCCCUACCAUGGCUAUGCCUACCUCCAGGUGGCUGAGUCCCCCGACUGCAACCAGUACUGUGCCUACGUCAUCAAGAGAGCGCUGGACAACAAGCCCAUGACGCCCGACACGUUCCGCUUCGCCUUCUACCUGUACGGCAGGAUCAUCUUGGUCUACAACUCAGGCAUGAAACGCCUUGGUGGCCCUAUGCUUAAGCGCCAGCAGGUCCACCCGGCCAUGGAUGUCGACCGCCUCAUCAAGGUCCCCAUCCAGAUGAAUCCUGAUGAUCAUCAACCGCAAGUACACGAGUGCGAGGCGAUGAUGGCCAAUAGCUCAGACUCCGACCCAGAGGUCAUGGUCACUAUGGCAGACCCCCCUGGCCUGGCUAUCCUGGAUAGCGGCUGCUCCAGGACUAUGCACGGCCGUGGAUGGGCUGAGGAGUUCGAGAAAGCGCUGACCGACCUCGGCCUGACCUUCGACACCAAGGCCAAGGAUCAGUCCUUCAAGGGCAUCGGGGGCCACAUCAAGAGCACCGAGAUCAAGAUCUAUCCCAUCGGGAUCGGUGGAAGGCAUGGUCAGCUCCACACAGCCGAGACCCCAGACAUGUCGCCACUACUUCUGUCCAGACCCUUCAUGAAGAAGCUCGGCACGAUCAUGGACAUGGAGCACGAGACCGUGAGCUUCACACAGCUGGGCCUCGAGGACAUUCCCAUGAUCCGCACCUCUCGUGGUCACCUUGCUAUCAACCUCCUGGACUUCGACAUGGAUAACCUCGACAUGUUCCACAUCGAGGAGGCUUUGGUUUCCUCGCCAACGGAGCCACCUACAAGCCCAAAGGACGACCACUUCGCUGACCUUCCGUACACCACGACGGUUGAGGACAUCGCCUACGGCAAGGUCUACGACGACCCACAUGACUUCGAGGUUUUCACUCAAGAUGAGCCCGGCGUCACGCGGAAGCUCACCAACAAGAAGAACAAAAAGAUUGCGGCCCAAGAGUUAGCCUUGGAUGGUGAUGACUGGUCCCGGCAGCAGACGCUCCAGAACGACCGUCUCACCCGUAAGCCACGCAAGCCUCCGUACGGCAAGACAUGGCUGAAGCAGAUCUGCGCCGGCCAGAUGGGCCUCACCUUGCUCGCCGUUACCCUCGGCAUGAUGGAUCUCAAGGUGGAGGACCCCUACGUUCUGGUCAUCACACAGCCAUGUGGUCCGUUGGGCGCGUGGGGCCGCUUCAAUUUAGCCAAAGGCGGCAACGCCGAAACUGUGACAGCCCUCAGAGAAGAAGGCCGCAAGGUCCUGAAGCUGGUGGCCAAGGCUGUGGUAUGGAGACUUCAAGCCAAGCGCCACGUCUUCAUCGAGCAGCCCCUCGGGUCCCAGUCGUUGGACGAGCCCGAGAUGAAGCCCGUCAAGGACUAUGUCGAUAGCGGCCAACUCAUCUACAUCAAGGUAGAUGGAUGCAUGAUGGGUUACAAGGACGCCGUCUCCGGCUACCCGCAUAAGAAGCCCUCGUAUUACCUCACGGACAUGAUCACCGCGCAGAGCAUCUUCGCACAUGCCGUAUGCCUCACCCCGAACAAGGUGGAGUUCCGAAGCGAAGGUCAAGCGGAUGAGCUACGGCCGGUCCUAAGCAUGACAGAGUCGGAAAGACGCAAGUGCUGGCUCCAGAUCGACCCGGACCUCCGCAAAACUCUCAGAGACCUCCACGCCGUGGACUACAUGCCCUCUGACGCUUGUGGUGAUAGCGUCCGCAAGAAGAGGCCCAAACCGGUCAGACUCCCUUCCGCCUACAAGUUCAACCACCACAUCCUGGUAGACGUGUUCCACGCCUAUGACAUCAUGAACAACCAGUACGGGUUCCUCAACAUGAUCGAUGACGGGACCAACUUCCAGGUUGUCUCCUGUCUUGGCCAAUCGAGAGGUCCGCCCGCCUCACAGGCCAUUCUGCGACAUUUCCUGUCUACGUGGAGCUCAUGGGCGGGACUUCCGAGAAGCCUACAAUGUGAUCGAGGCAAAGAAUUCCUUGCCGACUUCAGCAACUACCUCAAGCAGUAUGGAGUUGAGGUGGAGGCCAUGCCACUGGAGUCUCCCUGGAAGAAUGGGAAGGUCGAGAAGGCCGGUGGUCUGUGGAAGAACAUCUUCGCGAAGACCGUCUCGGAGAUGCAAAUCACCGGGUUGCAGGACAUUCAGACCGCCACGAGCAUCGUCACUCAGGUCCGCAACGACUUUCCCCGGGAGAACGGCUACAGCCCGAACCAGUGGGUUCUCGGUGGCCAUGAGAUGGCAGCCUCCUCAGCGACUAUGAAUCUCAGCGCUUGGAGGUGCUCAAGGCCGCCGACAACCCGCAGAGCGCGAUGGCUAAGAACCUCAACAUCCCGGAAGCUGCGCGGGUCGCUCAAAUACGCCUGGACACAGAUGCACGUAUCCGACGGGCCCUACUACAUCAAUCUACGCCCAGCAGAGGACCCUUCCCUGUCGGAGCCUACGUGUACUUCCACCGCCAACAAGUUCGCCCAGGACAAACCGGCGACCGCAGUCAGCGGUGGCAUGUGGCAUGGGCCUGCCCGUGUGAUUGGGAUAGAGCCCCGGAAUCCGCAUCGACUUGAAGAUCCUGAAGAGAUGACGGACGGAGCAGCACCACAUAGCUUCUGGCUUCGCUAUGGUUCCUCGGUCGUCCUCACCUCGGGAGAGCAGAUGCGCUUCGCGAAUGAGGACGAGCUACUGGCAGCCCAGGAGAUCCAGACCGAGGAGAGCAUCCGCGGUACGGGAUGCCCGAUCCGCGUUACCGGCCUCCGGGACUACCGCCUGACCAACGUGAACUACGUGGUUCCCCUGGAUGGAGAUGGUGACCAAGGCGAGAUCCAUGACGACUGUCUCCUCCCGCACUACCAGCAACGGAUCUACCUGCCAUUGGUCCACCUGCGAACCAACAACCACCAGUCCCUCAAGCACUACCACCAGACGUUGAUGGUCAGCAUCCAAUGGCGCAAUAUGAGCCUGAACCUGCCCCGACCAUGUCAGUACCACCGACGCCUCCGGGAGAACUACUACACGCAAUCCGGGACCCCGACCUUUUGGAUGGUGUUCCUGGAGCAGUCCGCACUCAGCGUCAUCGCCCUCCAGUUCCUGGUCCUUACGUCGUCGAGGAUGAGGACGGGCAUUACCCUGAUGCGUUCCGACGGCAGCUCAACUGCGGAGGAGGAGGACCAAGACCAGAACAUUCCCACCAACUUCAUGGUGGAGGAAACCAUGCUCACCGGCAAGGCCGUUCGCUCCGAGACGAACCUCAAGGACUUAGACCCGGAGGACCGCGCCCUCUACGAUGUGAGCAUGGGCGAUGAGUGGCAGUCAUGGACAAAGUUUGAGGCUGUGGACAUCCUCACGGAGAAGCAGAAGGACAACCUGGACCCCGACAUCAAGAUCGUCGGGACCAGAUGGGUCCAUACGGACAAGAACAGAAAGGCCAGACUUCUGGCCCUGCGUGCUGCGCGGAAGACCGGCAAAUCAAGGUCGCAGAUCAAGAAGGAUGACAUCGGCAUCCGCAGUGACAGCCCCACGGCAUCACUCCUCGCCUUCAACUUGGUCUGCGCCGUGGCAGUGAUUCAGAAGUGGUUCGUGUUGGCCGCAGAUGCAUCAACGGCCUACUUGCAGUCGCAGGGGAUUGAUCGGGUACUCAUUUUGAGACCUCCUCGACCUCCACCGCCAGGUGUCAGUCCCCACGACCUCAUGCGCGCCCGCGGCUCCAUCUACGGCACGAAGGAUGCAGGGCGAGCUUGGUGGAAGAAGUUGAUACGUUCGCUAAGCGCUCAAGGAUGGCGCCGAUCUCGCAUUGAGUCAGCUCUCCUUUUUCUCUACGUUGAGAACUCCCUCCAGGGCAUCAUGAUCACCCACGUGGACGACCUGUUCGCGGCCGGCGAGGGAAAGGCCUAUGAUGAAUCCCUCAAGGUUCUGGAGAAAGAGCUGCACCUCACCAUCAAGCGCGGCAACUUCAGGUUCUGUGGAAAGGACCUCGUCCAGCACCCCGAUUACAAGAUCGAACUCAUCCAGAAGGAGGCCAUUGGCACCAUCGAGUACCAGGUGUUGGACAAGCACCGCCGCAUCGUGCCCAACUCCCCGUUGUCUAAGGAGGGGAUCAGCCAGUUCCGUGCCUUGAUCGGUUCCAUGGGUUGGGUGACUCGCCAAACGCGCCCAGACCUCAUGGUGAAUGUCAGCAUGGCCAGCCAAUCAAUGAGCAGGCCACGCGUGCGAGAUGUGAUAGAAUUGAAUAAAGCCUUGAAGAUGCUCAAGGACACCGCGGACGCCAAGAUGUGCUUCUGCCCCAACGACCAGCUGACCCUCUCCGAUACGAUCGUCUUCGUCUGUGCGGACAGCAGCCAUGCCAACGCAGAGACCAAAGCCGGAGAGAAGGUCAAGUCACAAUGUGGCUAUGUCGUCGGCCUCGCCCACAAGGACCUAGCCACGGACAAGGAGGUUCCCGUGCUCCUCCUUGGAGCACAAGCAAGUGCAAUUGAGAGAGUGUGCAGAAGCACACUUGCGGCGGAGUCGAAUGCCUUCCUCAUGGGAGCUGAGGCAGCCGACUACGUCAGGUCCUUGCUCAUGGAGAUGCUGCACCCAGAUGAGAAGCUCAUCAACCUGGAGAGUGAGUACGUCAAGCGGAUGCUCCUCGUGCUCACCGAUGCCAAGAGCCUAGAGAGCACCAUCGUCAAGGACGCCGGCCAGCCCACAGAGAAACGCGUCAAGGUUUUGGUUGCCCAGAUCAAGCAGCUGCUGGGCUUCGAUGGAUUUGAGGGUGACAACGCCAUGGUCAAGUGGCUGGACACCUCUCAGAUGCUGGCGGACGUCCUCACCAAGGUUGGAUGUGAAAGAGAGCUGAUGCUCUCGGUUUUGGAUCAAGGCAUCUGGGGCAUGACGCCUUCGCUGCUUGCCACCGCAAAGAAGGCGAGCAUUCGAGAGGGCCGACACCGCCGAGCAGAACAAGCACGCCAAGAGAAAGCAGAACAUGCAGCGGCUGAGGACGGGUGA